CAAGCAAUCUGUAAAUGGUGACCAAGCGAGUUACGUGUCGUCGCGAACGGUAGCAAGGAUGGUUUGACCAACCUAAUGAUCGUUCUUUCACUUGUGCCGCGAGCGUAGGUUAAUAUGUACCUACUUACGCGAGAAAAUUAGCGGCACUUACGUGUUCACGACACGACGAAGACGAUUCGUGAGACACUCACUGUACCUUUGGAAUUUCUGACUCAACAGGCACGUGCGAGACGUUCCUUCAUUAACUAAUGCACACGUAUGACUUCAAAGUCCUCCGGAGGAGAUAAAAUUGCGUGCGUGUGCGUGCGUUCAGCUCAUCCGCAAAAUUCGGAUGUGUACUACGGCUCAUUCGAGUGGGGGAACGAACAAGGGGACCCAGGGGAUGGAGGGGAGUCUAAAUAAGGUAAUCGCUUUGUGCGCCCUCGUGGCAAUGGCGGUCGCCGCCCCCGUCGACAACACCAGCCCGAUCCCCAUAGUCAAGCAAGCCUUGGACGGGCCCAACCCCGACGGAGCUUACAACUACAGCUACGAGACCGGUAACGGUAUUCAGGUUCAGGAAGAAGGUCAUCUCAACAAUGCCGGUACCGACAGCGAGGCCCUGGAGGCACACGGCAGCUACAGCUACACUGGCGAUGACGGCCAGACCUACCAUGUCUCGUACAUAGCCAACGAGAAUGGAUUUCAGCCAGAGGGUGCUCAUUUGCCCAUUGCGCCCCCGGUACCACCUCACGUCCUGAGGGCCCUUCAAUACAUCGCCGAGCAUCCCGAGCAGAACGAAGAACAUCACGAACGAAAGAGCGCCGAAUGAAAAUGUAUGACGGAAAGAGAAUAUAGGAUCGACGAGUCUCUCGAGAAGAUGAGGCAAUUGGGAGAGGCCUGGCUGGGAACUGAUCGUCAUCGUCAUCAAUCCCCGUGUAGACCGGCGGCUUCGACAGACUCGGCCCUUCGCGUCGUAAUUAUUUCCAUAUUUAUGCGCGCUUGUAUAAAUUUUUCAUUUUUUUUUUGUACAACAUCUGUAUACGGACAGAAUCCCGAUGAUAUGCUGUAAAUAAAUUUCGUUGAUGUGCAAGUUUUGUUGGCGCUUAUCAGAGGUGGGAUGAGUGGACAGACGAAAUGCUCAUCAAUCACGUUAACGAUAUUUUUAACGAGAGGCGCGUUAGCGAGGCGCUGGGACGUUUAUAAAGUUGCGGAAAGUUUGGUGCGCGGUGCGCAAAUUUCUUCGUGCACAGUACUUUUUCUUUUUACAAGAGAAUCUUUUAUGUUCUAUUAAUUUAUGGAGAUAUGGUAUCUAGUAAUUAGCGUCUCUAUCACGAAUGUUAAUCGUGUCUUCUGACAUUUGAGUUUUGCGUGACGUCAAAAAAAAAAUCCUAUAGACGCAAUUCCAUAGACGAGAUAAAUUUGCACGGAACACGCUAUGUCAUUAUUUAAAUUUAAAUGAUCAAGGACAAAAUUUACAUGACCAAAUUAUAAUAAUGCGCGUAUAAGAAAUGAAUAAAUGCAGUCCAUUUGUUGCCUUCGCUGCAUUGUGAACAGCUUAGGAAUAACGGAUGGUUGCUGACUAAAUUUGUUCGACGGAACUUAUAUUUUAAGAAGAGGCAGGCACGUGUAAAAAAAUGAAGCGCGCUUAUCAAAUAAUCUCAGUGUACGUGUAUAUACUCACUUAUUUACGCCAUUGUUUACACACGCUUGAAUGUUACAUGACGAAUGUAGAUCAUCCACUUCAGUUCUCGACGACAAUAACAAAAGGAGUGCUUAUAUAAUAAAACGAAGAUUCGUCUCUUU
Molecule: messenger RNA, 1782 nt
Organism: Vollenhovia emeryi
Lineage: Eukaryota; Metazoa; Arthropoda; Insecta; Hymenoptera; Formicidae
Product: cuticle protein CP14.6-like
Exons: 3
Coding region: 332-808 (158 amino acids)
Cellular component (GO): chitin-based extracellular matrix
Molecular function (GO): structural constituent of chitin-based larval cuticle
Source: RefSeq, a predicted model, not a curated record